AUGACUCAGUCAACUUCUCACCGUCGUUCUCCUUCUGUUCCCCAUAAGUCCAAGUCGUCUCGUCCAGGUCUACACCGGAGAGGCACAUCAACGGUCAACGUCUCCAUCUCUAAGCUGGGUGCUGGCUCUGGACAUACUCGGGGAGCCAAGGACGACGACGAAUUCGACAUGGCGGCCAGUUUUCUCAACUUCUGUGCCAUGUGCGAGAACCAAAUCACCGUCCCCAACAACUCCAUUCUCUACUGCAGUGAAAGCUGUCGCCGCAAAGACUCCUGUAAACCUCUUUCCGCCUCAAUGCCCUCAAUGACCAACAUGUCUUCCAUCACCACAACUCCUCCUCACUCUCCCCCUCUCUCCCCACGCACCAUCGUGGCCCCAAUGACGCCUACUCGGCCUAUUCCAGGCAUCAGGAUACCCGACUACAUGCAUGAUGGCAAGUCAGAUCUUGACCCCACCGAAUGGAAGCCAGUAUUACUGUCCACCCGGUCCUCCACCUCCCUGGCAUCCUCCGAUGCCUGGAACUACCUCUCCAAGUUCCACGGUGGCAAUGAGACCCUUCUAGCCCGCCGUGCGGCUCGCAGCACCGCCAGCCUCCCCGCUCUAGUCGGCGACGCCGGAGCAAACGGAGCCCACGUGCCAUCGUUGACGCACACCCCGUCCACCGUCGCCAGCUCUUUCAGCAGCGCGGCCUCCGAUGACCUCGGAAGUAUGUACGAGGUUGCGUCCGGACCGGCUCAGCGUCCUUUGCCGCCGCGUCACAACCCGUACUUCGGAAGUAUGACGGCUGCUCACAAGAGCAAGGGCGUUGACCUCGUUGUCCCUCACAUGGGUCAGGAUGAUGUUCCCGUGGAGGUUGUUGAUAGUGCCGAUGUCUGGGAGGAUGCGCAUGAGCGUACUCAGAAGACGGCGCCGAUUUCGAUGAUGCGUGGCGGCGGGUCCGCGCGUGUUCGUUCGGCUUGA
This is a messenger RNA of Penicillium longicatenatum, 960 nucleotides long. RefSeq lists its product as uncharacterized. Bases 1 to 960 code for a protein of 319 amino acids. Lineage: Eukaryota; Fungi; Ascomycota; Eurotiomycetes; Eurotiales; Aspergillaceae. The record is from RefSeq and is a predicted model, not a curated record. The transcript is spliced from 3 exons.